Exophiala spinifera is the source of this 822-nucleotide messenger RNA. Its product is annotated as 14-3-3 family protein epsilon. The record is from RefSeq and is a predicted model, not a curated record. NCBI's taxonomy places the organism in Eukaryota, Fungi, Ascomycota, Eurotiomycetes, Chaetothyriales, Herpotrichiellaceae. Gene Ontology annotation, cellular component: cytoplasm. The transcript has 6 exons. Gene Ontology annotation, biological process: signal transduction. The coding region runs from base 1 to 822 and encodes 273 amino acids.
AUGGCCACUGAUCGUGAAAGUAAAACAUUCCUCGCGCGGCUCUGCGAGCAGGCCGAGCGCUACGAUGAGAUGGUUUCGUACAUGAAAGAGGUUGCCAACAUGGGCGGCGAGCUCUCCGUUGACGAACGAAACCUCCUUUCCGUUGCCUACAAGAAUGUUGUAGGAACCCGACGUGCUUCCUGGCGCAUCAUCUCCUCCAUCGAACAGAAGGAGGAAUCUAAGGGCUCAGAGAAGCACGUUGCUAUCAUCCGCGAGUACCGUCAGAAGAUCGAGAGCGAACUCGAGAAAGUCUGUCAAGAUGUCCUCGAUGUUCUUGACAAGGCUCUCAUUCCCAAGGCCGAAUCCGGAGAGUCCAAGGUCUUCUACCACAAGAUGAAGGGCGACUAUCACCGAUACCUCGCGGAGUUUGCCUCUGGUGAGAAGCGCAAGGUUGCUGCUACUGCUGCCCACGAGGCUUACAAGAACGCCACCGACGUCGCACAAACUGAGCUUACUCCAACACAUCCCAUCCGCCUUGGUCUCGCGCUCAACUUCAGUGUAUUCUACUACGAGAUCUUGAAUUCUCCAGACCGCGCCUGUCAUCUCGCCAAACAAGCUUUCGACGAUGCCAUUGCUGAGCUUGACUCACUGUCUGAGGAGUCGUACCGCGACAGCACCCUCAUCAUGCAAUUGCUCCGAGACAACUUGACAUUGUGGACAUCAUCUGACGGCGGUGAAGGUGAGGCUGGCCCAGCGGGUGAGGCAUCAAAGGAAGAGAAGCCUGCUGAAGCUGCCCCACCAGCUGAGGGUGCUGAGAAGGCAGAGGCUGCACCUGCUUCUUAG